Molecule: messenger RNA, 1881 nt
Organism: Nasonia vitripennis (jewel wasp)
Lineage: Eukaryota; Metazoa; Arthropoda; Insecta; Hymenoptera; Pteromalidae
Product: cytochrome P450 9e2
Exons: 2
Coding region: 410-1792 (460 amino acids)
Molecular function (GO): monooxygenase activity; oxidoreductase activity, acting on paired donors, with incorporation or reduction of molecular oxygen; iron ion binding
Source: RefSeq, a predicted model, not a curated record
CCAGCGCAUAAUUAAAAUAAUGCUGCAAUUGAGGAAAAAAAUAUGCAUCUACCUUAUGAAUAAGAAUUCAUAUUACUGCUCAUGCAAACACGCGUGCUAAUCGACAAAAAUACGAUCUCCCUCGAAAAAGCAUCUUUAUCUUUCCGACAAUCAUCGUGACGACUUCAAUUCAGCAAACUUCGACUUCGCCUUUGUUCGUUCACCCACAGAUGCUCAGCAGUGAGUUAAUUGCAAGAUAAGAUACGCGAGCAUAUUUACACCCGGCUGGUGGGGACCGACGCAAUACACCUCACUGAUCGAGCUAACCAGUAGUGCCUGUGGCCUGAUCUAUUACUUCUUCAAAAAAAGGCUCAGCUACUUCGAGGAUCUGGGAGUUCCCUACGUGCCAGGAUGGCCAUUUUUUGGCAACAUGUCCGGCCCGUUCCUCUUCAGGAAGCACGUCACCGAGGCGCUCGUGGAUUUGUACAAGACCAAUCCGGAAACCAAGUACAUCGGCAUAUUUGUUUUCAACGCUAGACCGGUGAUUUUGCUUCGCGACCUCGAGAUCAUCAAAACGAUCGCGAUCAAGAACUCGGACAAGUUUCCGGACCACCUGGCCUUCGCCACCGAGGACAUGGACCCGAUGUUCGGAGCUAACCUCUUCAACAUGACGGGAGACAGAUGGCGGGAAAUGAGGAGCAUUCUGAGGCCGGCCUUUACGUCGAGCAAGUUAAAGGCGAUGUUCCAUCUGAUGGUCGAAUGCGCGGAGAACUUUGUCAAGUAUGUCGACGGUCUGCCGGCGAAUUUGAGAAAAUUCAUCGCUACCAAGGACUUGUUCGCCAAAUACACGAACGACGUGAUAGCCAUUUGUGCCUUUGGCAUCAGUGUCGACACGCUAAAGGAUCCCAACAACGAUUUCUACGUACUUGGAAGGCAGGCGACCAAUUUGGAGGGAGUCUUGGCGUUUAAGAUGUUCCUGUUCAGGUCCUUCCCGGCGAUCGUCAAGCUAUUCAACCUGAGGUUCGUCACCCCCAAGGUGGUCAACUUCUUCACGAACAUCGUCAAAACCACGGUCAAAACAAGGGACGAGAAGGGCAUCACAAGACCGGACAUGCUGCAGCUAAUGAUGGACGCGCGAAGCAAAGGCUCGAAGGGCCUAGAGAUGGACUUGAACAUGAUGACGGCUCAGGUCUUCUCCUUCUUCUUCGGCGGAUUCGACACUACCUCUUCCCAGAUGUGUCUGAUGGCUCACGAGCUCGCGAUCAACCCCGACGUCCAGAAAAAGCUCCAGGACGAGGUUGACCAAGUUCUCCGUGACACCAACGGAAAACCAACCUACGAUGCCAUCAACGCUAUGCAGUACCUCGACGCUAUCUUCAACGAGACCCUACGAAAGCACACUCAGGGUUUCAUGCUCGACCGACUGUGUCGAGCCGAUUUGGAGAUACCACCGGCAUUACCCGGUGGCAAACCCUUGACCCUGAAACCAGGUAUGAACGUUUGGAUCCCGUCUUACGCGUUACAUCACGACCCUCAUUACUACGAGGACCCGGAGAAAUUCGACCCGGAGAGAUACGUCCACAAGAAAGUUUCGAUCAAUGACGCAAUCAACCUCGGAUUCGGUACCGGACCCAGAAGCUGCAUUGGUUACAGAUUCGCCACAAUGGAAGUGAAAAUUUUGUUCUUCCACUUGCUUGCCAAAUUUUCGUUCAAGCCCAACGAGAAUACGUGCUCGCCGCUUACUUACGACAGGAAGAAGUUCAUCUUGGUACCGGAGAAGGGAUUCUCCCUGGCCAUCGAAUCUAGGAAUUGAGAUAAUUAACGGAAGAUUUAGUAUUAUAUCUUUCAUAAAAACGUAACGUAUGUAAAGUAAGAAUAAAUAUUCGUUUAUUUAAUUAACAA